Molecule: messenger RNA, 3360 nt
Organism: Trichoderma atroviride IMI 206040
Lineage: Eukaryota; Fungi; Ascomycota; Sordariomycetes; Hypocreales; Hypocreaceae
Cellular component (GO): cytosol
Molecular function (GO): iron ion binding; aromatase activity; FMN binding
Source: RefSeq, a predicted model, not a curated record
AUGGGAUAUACUCAAAGACUCAAGACAAAACUGAGAGGUCAAAAUGGACAUGACGUACCAGAACCUGGCACUAACAAAGCAGCAAACGAACCCCCGCAGAGACGCGAGGGUCAACGCGAAACAAACGCUGUGAAUGGACUGAACCUCGUCGAAAUCCCAAAGCCCAAAGGCCUCCCAGUCAUUGGAAUUUUGCACAAAAUCGACUUUGAAUAUCCGCUGGCCUCUCUGAUUGACAUUAUCGAGCCGUUGGGACCGAUAUGUCAAUUCUCAAUCGGAGGCGAACUGUUCAUAUUCGUGGUAAGCGCAGAGCUUGUGACGGAACUUUGCGAUGAGUCAAGAUUCCACAAAGUGGUGGCAGCCGAACUGGACAAGCUGCGCUACCUUGUUCACGAUGGGUUGUUUACUGCGAGGAACGAUGAGCGCAAUUGGGCAAUCGCCCAUCGGAUCUUGAUGCCCGUUUUCGGGACCAUCAAGAUUCGGGACAUGUUUCCAGAGAUGAAGGAUCUUGCGCAGCAGAUGUGUCUUAAAUGGGCUCGCUACGGCGAAGAGUAUGUCAUUGACGUGACUUCAGACUUUACUCGUCUCGCCCUCGAUACCAUCGCCCUCUGUUCCAUGGGGUACAGGUUCAACAGCUUUCACAAUGGAGUGGUGCUGCACCCGUUUGUCCACAGCAUGGUGAGGAUAUUGAAAGAGUCCAGCACCCAGGCGUCUUUACCGCAUUUCAUCAAUUCCCUCCGAAAGAGAUCGCAGCACCGAUUCGAGAAAGACACAGCCUACAUGAGAGGACUAUGUCGAAAGAUCAUACAGGAAAGAAAGCAGCAGAAGGGGUCGGAUUUCCACGAUCUUCUGGGAGCGCUGCUAGAGGGCCGCGAUCCCAACACUGGCGAGGGAUUGGAUGACGACUCCAUCAUUGACAAUAUGAUUACAUUUCUCAUCGCCGGCCAUGAAACCACAGCGGGGCUUCUGUCAUUCACCUUCUACUACUUAUUGAAAAAUCCUCGGGCGAUGGAAAAGGCACGUCGGGAAGUCGACGAGACAACUGGAGGCGAGCCAAUUACCGUACAGCAUCUUUCCAAACUGCCAUAUCUCAACGCGGCUCUUAAAGAGACUCUGCGUCUUCAGCCUACAGCUCCUGGAUUCAUGUUGGGCUCGGCCAAAGACGAGGUGAUUGGCGGCAAGUAUUUGAUCCCGGCGAAUGUCUCCGUCACGGUCAUACUGUCCCUGCUGCAUCAAGAGAAGGGCGUCUACGGCGAAGAUGCCGCCGAGUUUAAGCCGGAAAGAAUGCUAGAUGAAAGCUUCAACAAGCUGCCGCCCAAUUCAUGGAAGCCAUUUGGCAACGGGAUGAGAGGAUGCAUUGGGAGGGCAUUUGCAACUCAGGAAGCGCUUCUAAUCAUUGCCAUGCUUCUCCAGAAUUUCGUAUGGGAGAUGGCAGACCCGGCGUACGAGCUCCAGAUCAGAGAGACAUUGACGAUUAAGCCAGAAAAUUUCAAAAUCAAGGCGAAACUCCGGCGUGGUGGAAACGCAACAGAUUUUCAGUCUGAGCUGCAGUCAUUGGGCACACAAGCAAAAGGCGUCAGGUCGGACUCUGCCGUGUCAAUGUCUUCGGCACACACUGACAAGGGAGAUAAAAAGCCAUUGACGAUUCUCUACGGAUCAAACAGUGGAACUUGUGAGGCCUUGGCGUACAGACUGGCAUCAGACGCUGCGCUUCAUGGAUUCUACGCAAGAAAGAUUGCGCCAAUGAACGCAGCCUGCAAUGACCUCCCGAAAUCUGAGCCUGUCAUCAUUCUUGCCGCUUCUUAUGAUGGCUCGCCGUCAGAUAACGCUGUCGAGUUUUUCGAAUGGCUAGACAAGGCUGAGCCAGAAUCCUUGAAGGGGGUUUCGUACACAGUUUUUGGCUGUGGACAUCGCGACUGGGUGGCAACUUUCCAGCGGAUUCCCAUCCUGAUUGAUGAUCUCCUCGAAAAGGCCGGAGCGGAACGAUUCGCUGAUAGGGGCCUCGCGGACGCAGCAGUGAUGGAUCUCUUUGUAGAGCUGGAGAAAUGGACCACUGAUGUCGUUUGGCCGGCAAUUUCGCAGACUGAGGGGGGGAGAGACGAUGAUGGGGAAACGCGACUGAUCAAUUCGCUACUCAAGCUUGAAGUCUCUCAGCCGCGACAACUGAGGCAGUAUUCCCAGUUAGUGCAGGCAACGGUGACAGAGUCGCGGAGCUUGACGACGGAAGCUGCCAUUGGGCAGAAGAUGCACUUGGGUAUGAAGCUGCCUCCAGGAGUAUCAUAUCAUCCCGGCGACCACCUUCUUGUUCUGCCUGUAAACCCUCCGAGAGACAUCAAGAGGGUUUUGUCGCGUUUUCACUUGGCUUGGGAUACUGUUGUGCGAGCUUCGGGUGAUCAAUACGCUCAUAUACCGGUUGAAACGUCGAUGACGGCGCAUGAGCUGCUGAGCUCAUACUUUGAGCUGUCCCAACCAGCAACACCAAGAGAUAUUCGAGUCCUUGCAGCAGCUGCUACUGAACAGAAGACGAAGCACCUCUUGAGCAAUUUAGCUACGGCGUCCUACGCAGAGGGCAUUCACGAGAACAGAGUUUCGCUGCUUGACUUGCUGGAGGAAUUCACAGAUAUCCCUCUCGCAUUUGGAACCUUUAUCGCCCUUUUGCCAUCUCUGCGCCUACGUACCUACUCCAUCUCAUCCUCGCCGUCUUGGGAGCCGAAUCACGCCAGCUUGACGUUUUCGAUACUAGACGAGCCGCCUACUCCGCCGAGAUCGAAGAGUUUUCUCGGUGUGGCUUCCAAUUAUCUUGCCAAUUUAACUCCGGGGGAUUUGAUCCAUGUGGCAACUCGUCCAGUCAAAAACAUCUUCCAAAUGCCUACCGAUGCUUCCAAAGUGCCAAUCAUCAUGAUCGCCGCAGGGGCAGGCAUUGCACCAUUCGUGGGAUUCAUCCAAGACCGAGCUUCUCAGCAACGGAAUGGAACCGAGCUCGCGCCCGCCGCGCUCUUUUUCGGAUGCCGAUCAUCGCAUGACGAUUUGCACCACCAUGAGCUCGACUAUUUUGAGGAUUCCGGCGUCGUUCAAGUGUUCCGCGCCUACAGCAGAGAAGAAGACGCCGGCUCCAGGCCCAACACUAGGAAGGGAUACGUCCAGGACAGUUUGCUGGCGGAAAAGCAGGCGUUUCUGCGGCUUUGGAAUGCCGGCGCAAAGAUUUACGUGUGUGGAGGAGUGAGGAUGGCGUCGGGAGUGAAGGAGGCGGUGAUGAAAUUGGUGUACAUGGCGGAGCAGGAUGCGGCGUCGAAGAGUUUUACGCCGCAGGAGUGGUUUAAGCGGUUUGAGAAGACGCGCUAUGCUGCAGAGAUUUUUGCUUGA